Messenger RNA from Nelumbo nucifera (sacred lotus), 727 nucleotides. The record is from RefSeq and is a predicted model, not a curated record. Lineage: Eukaryota; Viridiplantae; Streptophyta; Magnoliopsida; Proteales; Nelumbonaceae.
GUGAGAUACCAUAUAACUAAUAAUAAGAGCUGAGCUGAGCUUCAAGAAUGGCAGCCAUGCAGCAGGCCUACAAUCCUCCGGAACGACCUUCAAGCAACUUGUUCAAGUACUUCAGAUUUCACAUCAACAGAGACUCGCCGAGCGCCACUCGGAAUGCGCUGUUGGUGGUGGCAGCACUCAUAGCCACCGUGACCUUCCAGGCGGGCGCCAACCCUCCCGGCGGUGUUUGGCAGGAUACAAAGUUGGGACACGAACCAGGAACGUCCAUCUACUCCAAGAGCCCAGUUCCCUUCACUCUAUUCCUGGUUGCCAACACUGUCGGUCUUUCUGCGUCCAUCAGCAUCAUCACUUAUCUCACUAUCGGCUUCCCUCUGUAUGCAGAGGUCAUCACCGCUUUAUAUUCGAUGAUCCUUACAUAUGCUUCUUCUGUAAUUGCAGUCACACCCAAAGGCUCGGUCAAGUACCGUUAUGUCCUCAUUGGUGCUUUGCUGCCUUUCCUUCUACGGUUUAUAAGGCAGACAUACAGAUAGUGUAGUCGCAAAUAUAUAGUCCAUGAGUUCAAAUCAGUGAUGUGAUUGCAGAGCUGCAGAACAAUGGAAGUCGUCCGUCCUGAUUUCCAAUUCCAUUUUGGGUCGUCUGGGGUUGUCAUGUGUCGUGUUCUAGCGUUGUAGCUCAAGUUGGUUUGUGGUUUGGAUGUUUUAAUUUUACUGGGUUGAUCUUUGCUUAU